Molecule: messenger RNA, 291 nt
Organism: Symbiodinium natans
Lineage: Eukaryota; Dinophyceae; Suessiales; Symbiodiniaceae
Source: the annotation of a GenBank genome assembly
AUGAGCGACAGGCGCUUGGUUUGCGAGGGUUUUCCCGCGGGGAUGAGCUCUUCGAGGUCAACGGUUCAUCUGGUCAUGACAAGAUGCGAGAGGAGCUUGCAGCAUCAAGAGUGGCGAGGCUGCUGUUCCGAUGUGCGGAUGCCAAAGUUGAAUCCUAUUCACUUGAAGCGUUUCAGAGCUUGUGUUCAAGUUCCGUGCACCGAAGCAGCUCCAAGCCAGAGUGCAAAGAAGCCACCAACGCUGCAAGAGCUCUUGGCAUCGGUCCACUCGAGGAUGAGUCUUGUCCGGUAA